Mirounga angustirostris (Northern elephant seal) is the source of this 1071-nucleotide messenger RNA. It is a transcript of the gene TNFRSF17, whose product is annotated as TNF receptor superfamily member 17. Gene Ontology annotation, molecular function: signaling receptor activity. NCBI's taxonomy places the organism in Eukaryota, Metazoa, Chordata, Mammalia, Carnivora, Phocidae. The record is from RefSeq and is a predicted model, not a curated record. Gene Ontology annotation, biological process: tumor necrosis factor-mediated signaling pathway. The transcript has 5 exons.
AUGACCCGGCGAAGCGGCGAGGCAGAGGGGCCGGGGGCUAGCGACACAAUCCCCGGCGUUGUCGCGGCGAAGGCUCCAGUCCCAACUCCGCACUCGCGACGACAACGGCGGCGGCGGCUCAACCCUCCUCGUGUGUGCGAGCGGAUCUCCUCCCACCCAACCCCAACCACCUCGGACCGCCUCAGCGCCAACCCCACGCCGGCGCGGAUUGACCCCGCCCUGCCACCCGUACCUUCGCCUCGAUGGAACUACAAGUUCCGGCAGCACCCGCGCGACCCCGCUGCGGUUUUCCCGGGGGCCGACGGGAGUCGGAGUUCCGAACCCCAGAGCAACCGGAAGCGGCUCCGGCUCCCGGCAGGCAGCGCGAGGAAGCGGAGGUCCAGUCGUCGCUCGGCGGCCCCACCUGUCACCCGUACAUUUGCUGGGGAAUUCUCGACGAGAUUUUACUUGUCCUUCCAUGCUGUUCUUUCUGGCGUUUCCUUGUUUCUUUUUGUGAUCCCGUUCCAGAUGGCUCAGGAGUGCAUCCAAAAUGAGUAUUUUGACAGAUUGCUUACUGCUUGCAAACCGUGUCACCUUCGAUGUUCUAAUACCCCUCCUCUACCUUGUCAGCAUUAUUGUGAUGCAAGUAAUUCAUUAUCUCUCUGAUAUUCUUUUAAUUCAGUGAAAGGAACGAAUACAAUUCUCUGGACCUGUUUGGGCCUGAGCUUGAUCGUUUCUUUGACAGUUUUCGUGUUGAUGUUCUUGCUAAAGAAGAUGAAUUCAGAACCAUCAAAGAACAAACGUAAAAACACAGGAUCGACUCUCCAGGACCAGGUGAACGCUGACCAGGAGGAGGGCCGUGUUAGCAGGAAUGGUGAGGAAGUUCUCUCAAGGGGCCUGGAGUACACAGUAGAAGAAUGUACCUGUGAAGACUGCGUCAAUUCUGAAUCAAAGGUCGCUUCUGACCAUUUCUUUCCACUCCCGGCUAUGGAGGAAGGUGCAACCAUUCUCGUCACCACGAAAACAAAUGACUACUGUAACAGCCUGCUAGCUAGUGUCACAGAGAUGGAGAAACCCAUUUUUACCAGAUAA